AUGACGUCACCUGAACCAUAUGGCAAGGAUACCCUGAAUAAUUCGCCAUUGGCUGCUGAUGGUAGUGAUUUUCCUUGCAAGCUUCGCCAAGGCAGUUUUCAAGCUCCUUCGCAUGAAAAUGUCUAUCAUAUCGGAGAUAACCAGACAGUCCGCCUUAUAGGGAGUGCAACACAUGGCGGCGGGUCUUGUCAAAUCAGUCUCACAACUGAUCUCGAACCGAGUAAAAAUUCAAAGUGGAAUGUUAUCAAGUCAUUUGAAGGUGGCUGUCCCUCAGAUGUAUCACGGAACCUCAAUGGUAUGUGGAACACUGACCAUGAUCUUGAACUUCCUUUCACGAUUCCAGAAGGUAUUCAACCAGGAAAAUACACCUUAGCUUGGACUUGGUUCAACAAACUCGGAAACCGUGAAAUGUACAUGAACUGUGCCCCAAUCACAGUGACCAAUGCGCCACUAGAUCCUCCGUCCAGAAAUGUGGCGGAUGCCCCGGCUUUCCCCUCCAUGUUUGUUGCAAAUAUCAACGGCUGCAUGACGACGGAGGGUGUGGAUAUUAGUUUUCCCGAGCCGGGAAAUUUUGUGGAAUCCAAGAGACAGGUAGAGAAGCGCCCUGAAGAAAGUGGACCAGUAUGCGUUGGGUUCCCUCGCUUUGGUGGCUCCGCAGCUUCGGAAAGCGCCAAGCCGGUUAUGGCAACAGCUUAUAUCCCUAAGACCAACAGUGGUCCAACUUCCAAAUUUUGCAAAUGUGGCUGCCAUAGUUUGUAUCCUACGAUCGCCGCCCGAAGCCGCAAAUCGACUUCAUAG
Molecule: messenger RNA, 798 nt
Organism: Penicillium waksmanii
Lineage: Eukaryota; Fungi; Ascomycota; Eurotiomycetes; Eurotiales; Aspergillaceae
Exons: 1
Coding region: 1-798 (265 amino acids)
Source: RefSeq, a predicted model, not a curated record